ACCUGCCAGCACCCCUCCAAACGUCUUUUAAAUGUUACGAUUGUACCAGCCUCCACCAACUUCUGCCUUGUAAAAUCAUUAUAAAGACAUCUAAAAGUUAAAACAAAAAGACCCAUUUACGAACGUAGGGCUUUGGAUUUCUUCAUGACAUCUGGUGAACAUCUCAAGAAAUGCCUCAUUAAGCGCUUUGGGGCGGGGUGCAGAAACGGGUUUCUCAUUUCUAGUUCUGGUGGAGGCUUUUGUCUGGAGUAUACAAACGGGGCGGCUGUGCGGAAAAUGGACCUUAAACACUUGGGUGAAACGUUAGAACAGGCCGCAAAACAAAAGCAGUCACUGUGUCUCACCUCCCGGGUUGAAAAGGUCUCUUUAUUAAGUCACUGGUUAAAUUUAGACUAAGCGUCGCAUUUCUCCUCGGGGUCACAACCUAGAGCUGUUCCAUUGAAGAUCAGACAGGUUCUUCUGGCGGGUUGGGUCAGAGUUAGCCCCGAAAUGUUGUGGGGUUAGAGUAGAGGCGUCUCCCAGUCCCGGCUGCGGGUGGUUCCUGCUGCCUACCCCGGGGUUUGUAUCAGUCUCUGUGGCCUAAGGAGGUAGAUCUGGGGCUAUUUCCCUGAAACCAUGAGGGCGGUGUCGGUGUGUGGCGGCUCGGUUUGCACAGUGAGAGCACUUUGGGAAGAAAGGAUUCAAAAACUGAAGGAAGAACGAGAGAAAGAGAGCGAGCGGUCGAAACGGAAGGCGCCCACUGGGUUAACGAUGGUGUGGCAGAACCGAAUAAAUCUGGCCAGGCUCAAAGAGAAAGUGGUUACCGAAGAGGGGAGAGUUGUGCUGAGGAUUGAGAAGGAGGAAUGGAAGACACUACCAGAUGCAUUACAACAAAUGACAUACAUACAAGCAUGGCAGAUCCAUAGAACUAGCUUGGAAAUUAUUCCUCGAUUUAUUGGAAAAUUUGAUAAUAUUCUUGUUCUGGAUUUGUCACGGAAUUCAGUCAAGGAGAUUCCCAAGGAAAUAGGACAAUUGACCAAAUUGCGAGAGCUAUACAUCAGUUACAACAGAUUGCGUGCAGUGCCUGAGGAGCUUGGCGACUGUGAGAAUCUGGAGAAACUAGAUCUUGCUGUGAACAGGGAUCUCUGUGAUUUACCUGAACAGCUUUCUCAUCUACAAAAGCUGUACCAUCUUGACCUGUCCAUGAAUUGUUUCACUACAUUCCCUUCAGCUAUUCUGAAUAUGCCUGCACUGGAAUGGUUAGAUAUGGGCAGUAACAAACUGAAAGAACUGCCAGAAGAUGUAGCGAGAAUGGAAAACCUACACACAAUUUGGCUACAGAGGAAUGAAAUCGCUCACUUGCCAGAAGCCAUCAAUAAAUUGAAAAAUCUCAGUACUCUAGUUUUAACCAGUAACAAGCUACAGGAAAUCCCAAUUUGUAUGGAAGAAAUGAUCAAUUUACGGUUUGUGAAUCUGAGGGAUAACCCUCUUCAGCUUCAAAUAACUCUACCCCAGUGUGAAAAUCCAGAGGAAGAGGAAGACCGUGAACUGUUUGGGAUAGAAUUUAUGCAAGCCUACAUUCAAGAAUUAAAAAGUAGCAAAACUAAAACAUAUACCUCAGAACUGUCUGUUACAAUUGAGGCUGAAAUAUCCUACUGAAAACAAGUUGCCUUCUGAUACAAAGCA
Chiloscyllium plagiosum (whitespotted bambooshark) is the source of this 1665-nucleotide messenger RNA. It is a transcript of the gene lrrc39, whose product is annotated as leucine rich repeat containing 39. Lineage: Eukaryota; Metazoa; Chordata; Chondrichthyes; Orectolobiformes; Hemiscylliidae. Gene Ontology annotation, molecular function: protein binding. Gene Ontology annotation, cellular component: cytoplasm. The record is from RefSeq and is a predicted model, not a curated record.